Pedinophyceae sp. YPF-701 is the source of this 2550-nucleotide messenger RNA. NCBI's taxonomy places the organism in Eukaryota, Viridiplantae, Chlorophyta, Pedinophyceae. The record is from the annotation of a GenBank genome assembly.
AUGAGCGACGCGUUCAGAGCGGCGGCCAGCGUGGAGCUGAAGCUGUGGCUCUGGGAGCACCGGCCCUUCGAGGGGGACGGCGCGUUCGCGUGCGUCGACGUGCUGCUGUUUCCGGACUACGGGAGGAUCAGCAGCAAGCUCGUCACGGGCAUGCAGGGCGCUUCGAAGCGCGACGAGCUGCACGCCUCCGUUUGGCGCUACGGCUCCGGGGAGCGCACCCCCCUCAUGGUGGCCAACAUACUGACCAACGGGCGCGGGCCGGACUGCCUGGCGGACAUGGGCAAACCGGGCGCGCCCUUCUCCUACCAGCUCGAGAAUAACGGGUGCGCCCUCGUCGUGCGGGACCUCUUCGGCCGCCCGCCCCCCGGCGCCGCCGCAACGAACUGCGGCGUCGAGCUGGUCCUGUGCCCGGUCAUCCGCAAGAUGCGCAAGGCCCCGAAGUUCUUGUUCUACUCCGGCCACCUGCUCCCGAGCGGCGCGCUCGAGGAGGGCCUCCGGCUGCUGGAGAGCCGCGACUUGGCGCUGGUGCUGGAUCUGGACCACACGCUGGUGCACAGCACGCCGCUGGGGCGCGCCUGGCUGGACCGGUUCAGCGCGCGGCCGUCGGGCAAGGACGGCGACGACGAGGCGCGGGCGGCGAAGCACCGCUCGGCGCUGCAGGACCACGUGCACCUAAACGAGUACGUGGCGGGCGACCGGUGCAUCGUGGACACCGCGAACGGCAAGAAGGCGAUCCACGCCAAGUCUGAGGAAGUGAUUCCGGAGAAUCCCUCGGCGGCGCCCUUCAAUCGGCCCGUGGUGCGGCUCACGGACGCCCAGGGGGAGCUGCGUGCGGUGCUGACGCGCUUGGACCCCGCGGACCGCAACAAGUCCAUGCUCCUGCGGCUCAGACCGGGCUGGCAGGAGUUCCUCCGGCGGCUCAACGCCGUGCGCGACCAGGGCGGCUCCACCGACGGACAGCGCGCGACCGGGGGCUUCGAUCUGUACGUCAACACCAUGGGGCUCCGCGAGUACGCGCUGGAGGUGUGGCGCGUGCUGGACCCUGACGGGCAGUGGAUCCCGCACCGGCUGCGGCCGGUGCACAUCGUGGCGGCGACCAAGCACCAGCAGGUCCCGCCGGGCGCGUCCAAGGGCCUCCCGCAGUCCCUGCACAUGGGCAUGUGGCGGUACCGGCUCGAGCAGUACAAGCAGGGCGGGCACGACGCGGCCUCCGAGCACUGGGACGGGGCGGAGUUCAUGCCGAACACACCUACCACCGCGAGCCCCCUGAAGUUCGACGCGUUCGGCAGCGGCCACUCGGAGUUUCCGCUGGCGGUGAUCGUGGACGACACCGUGGGCGUGUGGGACCAGCACAGCAAGCACCAGGUAGUGCGCGCGGAGAAGUUCGAGCAGCAAGAGGGGCCGGAGGAGCUGCUGCGGCUCGCGGAGCUCCUCGGGAUCCUGCGCAGCACGUACUACCGAAAGCUGGACAGGCUGUGCGCCGAGGACUGGCAUGACAGCGAGAAGAUCGCCCGCGGCUUGACGUUGCCGCCGCUGGGGGCCGCCGACCCCGACGACAACACCCGCGAGGGUCCGGCGUCGCUGGUGCUGCGGAUCGCCCAGAAGUUGACCCCGAGGGUGCCGAAGAUCCAUGACCUGAUCGCAUGGAACAGGAAGCUGCGCGAGGAGGACGAGGACGCGGACCGGGAGCGGGAGCGGGAUGGCAAGCAGCGGAGCAAGACCAAGAACAGCGAGGCCGGGCUGGAGCGCUUGUGUCCGAAGCUCGAGGACCGGGCGGCGCCGGACGAGGCGCGGCAGGGCGCGUGGGCCAGGCCGGGCGGGACUGGGAGCGACGUGCCGUUGCCGCGGGUGAGCCCGCGCACCCGCGACCCGCGGGCGCGGCUGCUUCCUGGCUACAGGGCGAGGCCGCAGCCGGAGGUGGAAGACGCGCGCGCGGACAGCCGGCGACGGGGGAACGAGGACGGCGACCAUGGCGGCGGUCGGCACCGCGAGUCGCGCUGGGGCGUCGCCGCGCGCGACGAGCGCAGGGCUGAGGCGGACGAGUUCAGGCACAGCGACAGGGGCAGGGACGCGGGCCGCGACGAGCGCCGACGGUCGCGGGACGCGUCGCGGGACCGGCACGAGCGCGGCCGGGACGCGCGGCACCGCAGUCCUGCGCGGCACGGGGAUGGGCGGGACCGCCGGGACGCGUACGACCACCGCGAGCGCCACGACUCCCGGCACCGCACCGAGCGCAGCGACCGUGACCGGCACAGGAGCCGAUCCAAUGACUAUGAGCGUGUGCCGCGGCGCGUGGUCAUGGCGCGCAGCGAGACGCCGCCGCCGCCGCAUGAGUCGGAGGACGACAGGUCCAACGAUGGGUAUGCUGCCGGCGCGGGACGCGGACGAGGCCGUGGGUCGCCCGGCCGCGCCCGCAUCGUCCGCGGAGGGCGCUCUCCGCUGCGUGGCGGGCGGUCCCCGGGGCGGGGGCGCGGGCAGCGCGGCGGCUCCGGGCGCUCAACGCCGUCCAAGGCCCGAGGCGGUUCGCGGGACCUGGCCGCCAACCACUAG